CUUCUGCAGCAGUUCUGCUUCUUCACACCGAAAAACCAAGAAAAAAAGAAGGAAGGGAUUCCUUCAAGGAUUUUGUAGUAAGGUAGAAGAGGAGGAGCUCAACGAAAUCAAUUCGGAGGGUUUGCACAAUCCGAAUUCAUAUUCAGAAAUUGGACUGUAUGAGCUUAAAAUUCCUAAUUUUACUACCAGUUAUGGCGUCUGAGCCUCUCAGUCAUUCAUUUCGAGCUCCUCUUCCAUUAAUCUCACCGCCUUUUGACGAUUCAUCGGAAGUUGGCGAUGACUUCAACAGAUACUCUUGAUGUUUUUUCUUUUUCCUAUUUGAAGUUAUUAUUUGUUUCAAAGAGUGAUCUAACCGACGGUUUAUUAAGGUUGAAUAGAUCUGAACUGUUCGUUUUCUGUGGCGUCGGUGGUGUCGGAUUUCGCGGAUUCGUUCUCGGUUACUUACAGUACUGCGCAUUGUUUUAUUUAACUGAUGGUGAUUUGGUUUUUGGAAGCUCGACAUCACUGAACUAGGGAAUUAUGAAAAAUACUCGGUGGUUAUUUCUGGAAUAUUUGCUCAUUUCAUGUUACAUAUCAUUUAUAACGGAUGCUGAAUCGUCCAACUAUGUAUUGGGAGCACCUCAAGUAUCUCCCAUCGGCACUCCAUUCACUGGGCCUACAACUUCCGAACUUCCCCUUCCGGCUAAUCUUCCAUUGUUUCACCGGCCAUAUCGGAAACCUCUUCCUCCACUUGCUGCUCCUGCAGUACCAGUGCCAUCUCCAUCUUCAGAUUAUGGCUCAUUAACAACUUCUAGUAAUCCUCCUUCAAGUUCAAGGGCAUCAAAACCAUCGAUGAAGAGGAACCAAUUACCGGCACCUAGUGCUGACCUUCUACCUCCUCUAUUGACAGGUGUUGCUCCAGAACAUUCAAAUUCUGGAAAAAUCCCUUCUGGUUUAGCUCAGCCACCAUUGUCCCCUCAAAUCUCUGACUGUUGUGGGCCAGACAUGGUGCUGAAACGAGGGAGCCAAUCUUGCCAUUGUGUGUAUCCAAUAAAGCUCGACCUUCUCCUUCUGAAUGUUUCCCUCAAUUCCAAUUUGAGUCCUUUUCUUGGAGAAUUGGCUUCUCAGCUUGGUCUACGAGUUUCUCAGUUUGAGAUCAUCAACUUUUAUGUACUUAGCUUAUCAAGGUUGAAUAUUUCAAUAGACAUUACUCCACAUACAGGGAUAAGCUUUUCUGCCAGUGACUCACUUGCUAUAAACAAAUUGCUUGCUGAGCAUCGGAUUCAUCUUGACCCAUCAUUAGUGGGUGACUACAAACUUCUUAAUUUUACCUGGUUUAAGCCACCGGCUCCUUCUCAAGCUCCUGCUUCAGCUAUGUCACCUAUAGCUGCUUCAGCCCAUCUGCCCUCUCCUUCUACACUGUCUGUUGCUGGUAAUAAAGGGAGGCAUACAAAGUUGAUUCUGAUUCUUGGUAUUGGUGUUAGUCUCCUUGUAAUCAUAAUUAUAUCUGUGCUAAUAAUUCAUGCAUGCACAUCACUUCCAGAAAAGAAGAAAUCGCCUCCCAAAGAAAUAGCAAAGCCAAGGACUACAGAUGCAAUUUCAAAAGGAGGAUCUCUUCCCCACCCGAGCAGUACACGAUUUCUGGCAUAUGAAGAGCUUAAAGAAGCAACAAAUGACUUUGAGCCUGCAAGUGUGCUUGGAGAGGGUGGAUUUGGCAGGGUUUUCAAAGGUGUCUUAAGUGAUGGAACAGCUGUUGCAAUCAAGAAACUUACUAAUGGAGGACAACAAGGUGAUAAAGAGUUCUUGGUUGAAGUUGAGAUGCUUAGCAGGCUGCAUCACCGUAAUUUAGUGAAACUUGUAGGCUACUGUAGUAGUCGCGACUCUUUACAGAAUCUCCUCUGUUAUGAACUUGUUCCAAAUGGAAGUUUAGAGGCCUGGCUCCAUGGCCCCUUGGGUGUAAAUUGCCCUCUGGACUGGGAUACCAGAAUGAAGAUUGCCUUAGAUUCUGCUAGAGGGCUUGCAUACCUACACGAGGACUCACAACCUUGUGUCAUCCACAGGGAUUUUAAGGCAUCAAAUAUAUUACUUGAGAAUAACUUUCAUGCUAAAGUUGCUGACUUCGGCCUAGCCAAACAGGCACCUGAAGGGCGGGCAAAUUAUCUGUCCACUCGUGUGAUGGGCACAUUUGGGUAUGUAGCUCCAGAAUAUGCCAUGACUGGCCAUCUACUGGUAAAGAGUGAUGUAUACAGCUAUGGGGUUGUCCUCCUUGAGUUGUUGACUGGAAGGAAACCUGUUGAUAUGUCACAACCUUCAGGCCAGGAGAACCUUGUUACCUGGGCAAGACCAAUUCUUAGAGAUAAGGAUCGACUGGAAGAGCUUGCUGAUCCAAGACUAGGUGGCAAGUAUCCAGAGGAUGACUUUGUACGUGUUUGCACAAUUGCAGCAGCCUGUGUUGCCCCUGAGGCAAACCAGCGUCCAACAAUGGGUGAAGUGGUACAGUCUCUAAAAAUGGUGCAGCGCAUCACAGAGUAUCAAGAUUCCAUGUUAGCCACCUCGAACAGCCGUACCAACCUCAGGCAGUCAUCCACUACUUAUGAGUCGGAUGGAACUUCUUCAAUGUUCUCUUCUGGCCCUUUUUCUGGUUUAAGUGCAUUUGACAAUGACAACAUCUCUCGAACGGCAGUGUUCUCAGAAGACUUGCAUGAAGGAAGAUGAGAUUUUUUUGUCAAGUUCUCCAGCUGCCAUCGUCUGAUCUAAAGCUUUUAUUCCAUUUAAUCAUACUUGAAAAGUGGCUGAGGAUUUGAGAUGAUGGUUGUUGUUUUCCCCCUUUUUUUUUUCACCCGUGUGGAGAAACCACUUUCAGUUUUUCCCAGGUAGUGUUUGGUCAUCUGCAGAGUUGAUUGUAUAUAUUCCAUGUAGCUUUUAUUUUUAUUUUUAUUUUGUUUGCUCACAUUUGCUUUGAACUGUAUUUUUUUCCUUUUUUUUUUUUAUCUAUCUCUUCAGUAUGCCUCCCGGGAGCCCUUUGCAUAUUGUUUCUCUUGUUUUCUCUCUUUUUUCUUUGGAAAAUUUGAAGGGAAUUAUUGUAUUUUGAGUACUGAGGUGUGAUUUAUUUUGGAAUAGAAUCAAUUUUUUUUUCCA
Molecule: messenger RNA, 3117 nt
Organism: Nelumbo nucifera (sacred lotus)
Lineage: Eukaryota; Viridiplantae; Streptophyta; Magnoliopsida; Proteales; Nelumbonaceae
Product: Protein kinase superfamily protein
Biological process (GO): protein phosphorylation
Molecular function (GO): ATP binding; protein kinase activity
Source: RefSeq, a predicted model, not a curated record